This is a messenger RNA of Morone saxatilis (striped sea-bass), 4945 nucleotides long. It is a transcript of the gene nr2f6b, whose product is annotated as nuclear receptor subfamily 2, group F, member 6b. The transcript has 5 exons. Lineage: Eukaryota; Metazoa; Chordata; Actinopteri; Moronidae. Gene Ontology annotation, biological process: anatomical structure development; negative regulation of transcription by RNA polymerase II; cell differentiation. The record is from RefSeq and is a predicted model, not a curated record. Bases 1628 to 2848 code for a protein of 406 amino acids. Gene Ontology annotation, molecular function: nuclear receptor activity; RNA polymerase II cis-regulatory region sequence-specific DNA binding; zinc ion binding.
CUCUCCCUAAAGGAGGGAGCGAGGCAGAGAGACACAGAGAGGGGAUUGAGAGGAGCAGGAGAGGAGGCUAUCUCUGGGCUGCUCUCCACUGCGGCGUCUGGCUUUCACUAAAAGGUCUAUGACUGUGUUUUUCCUGCGCUUGUUUGCCUAAUUUAUUCCUGCCCGGGCCAGCAGAAAGAGAGGCGGAAAAGAAGAAGGAAAAAAGGACAGGGCUGAACAGUACAGAGUGCAACAGUACACCCCGACUUGCUGACAGGGAAUGCAGAGAGUUUCUGGCCUCUGGUUGUUACUGCUGGAUGGACAAGCACUGACAAAACAAGAGAAGGAACACUUUGUGAAGCUUUGAGAGAGGAGGCGAGAUUUCUCAACUCUGCUUUUGUUUUGGCUUGUUCUUUUUCUCUGUGACAUUUGAGCCUCUGACACCACAGACUGAAGAGCUGGAGGAGCCAAAAGAAAACAUUAUUUCACUGCAGACACAGAAGAGGAUUUAUUUCAUAAACUUUGUUGCUACAGAAACCACAGAGACAUUAUUCAAGGAGAGAAAGGAAUUGUAUUAUCCUUCUCACCACUUCUUAUUUUAAUAUCAAGUGUUGAGUCAGUUUCAGCUGGAUCUUUUUGGCUAUUUAUAUGGCACAGAGUUGGUUAAUGAGCAAGAAAACUUGUAUAUAAAAGCUGAAGUGGGACUAUAGUCAUCUCCUCUAAGAAUACCAAAGAAAGAAACAAAGCCCAUUUUACAAAACUCCCCUUAAGUGUUUUUUUCUUUUGGGACAUAUGACUGAGCAUUUCCAGAGCAAAAAUAAUUUUUUCCUCUCCUCAUCACUAUCACCUCUGCUUCUCUAACAGCCCCGACAAGUCAAGAGUGAGUCUGGACUAGAACUGCCUCAGAUCAGCAGAUAACACCUCUGCACGGCAGGAACUGGUUGGACUAGUUUAUAAGUUGGAGCAGAGGGCAGGGCAGUUUAACCCUGCUUGAAGGAGAGCUGUGUUUUAUUUUCCUCCCACUUGUUUGUCCUUUUGGGAGAAAGUUGUGCGCUGAGAGAGGGGCAAGGCUUCUUUUUCGUUUGGAGAGCAAAUCUGUUUCUGUUCCUCGUCACCAUGCUUAGGGAUAGGUGAGGUGUUGUUUUUUCUCUACUUAUUCCAGGGGGGGAGACAGAGAGAGAAAGUGAGAGGGAGGGAGAAAGAGAGAAGGAGUCAAAGUGUAAUUUAUUGUUUCCUGUGAAAAAAGCCAGGCUGCACCCUUUUCUCCUGCCUGAACUCUGAACCACUCAAUGUGUGUCUGAAGUUUUCUCAGACCUCAGGAGCCAUUGAUCGGAGGUCAGGGCAGUGAACACGGGGGUGAAAGACAAGAACAGAGAGAGCAGCGGGAUUACUGAAGAGAGAGAGACUGGGAAGGACCUCCAGGUCAUUACAACCAGACGGCAAAGAGGAGAAAGGUCAACACGGGAGAGCCGGGACGACUUUUUAUCCCACUUUUAGAUCUUCUUGGACAAAACCAAUCCUUUAAUACAAACCUGGAUCCCUGUUUUCUUGUCUGGAAUCAGUUUUUAGACUUUUAGAGUAGUUGGAAGCUUGGGGACAGGGCGGGUCUGUGUAUGAUCCACUCACAGGGCUGCGUGUCUCAGAGAAUAUGGCCAUGGUGAGCGGGGGAUGGGGCAACCCCAACGGGGACACUAAUGGACUGGGGGAGAAGGCUUACCUGAGGAGGGAGGAAGAGGAGGGCUCGCCUCAGGCUGGGAGCAGCGAUGUGGACGUCGGGGAUGAGGACAAGGCCUGCGUGGUGGACUGUGUGGUGUGCGGGGACAAAUCCAGUGGGAAGCACUACGGCGUGUUCACCUGCGAGGGCUGCAAGAGCUUCUUUAAGAGGAGCAUCAGACGAAACCUGAACUACUCCUGCAGAUCAAAUCGAGAAUGUCAAAUCGACCAGCAUCACCGCAACCAGUGCCAAUACUGUCGUCUGAAGAAAUGUUUUCGUGUUGGAAUGCGAAAAGAAGCAGUCCAGAGGGGUCGAAUCCCUCCAUCUCACCCAGGGAUCAGUCCAAACUCCCUGGCAGGUGGGGUUGGAGGUGUAGUGCCAGGUCACAUUGGGGCGGACUACUUCAAUGGGCAGCCGGUGUCGGAGCUCAUCUCCCAGCUCCUCCGGGCUGAGCCGUACCCAAACAGCCGCUACGGGACCCCGUACGGUCAGGCACAGAUGCAGGGAUCUGCGAGUGGAGCCUCCGUCAUGGGCAUCGACAGUAUCUGUGAGCUGGCAGCCCGGCUCCUCUUCAGCACCAUUGAGUGGGCCAGAAACAUCCCAUACUUCCCAGAACUUCCAGUUUCAGAGCAGGUGGCGCUGCUGAGGCUGAGCUGGAGCGAGCUGUUCAUCCUGAACGCAGCUCAGUCUGCUUUGCCUAUACAUAUGGCUCCUUUGCUGGCAGCUGCUGGUUUUCACUCAUCGCCCAUGUCUGCUGAGCGUGUGGUGUCCUUCAUGGACCAGGUCAGGAUUUUCCAGGACCAGGUGGACAAGCUGAACAGGUUGCAGGUAGACACGGCCGAGUACAGCUGCCUCAAAGCCAUUGCACUCUUUUCACCUGAUGCAUGUGGUCUGACAGACCCAGCACACGUGGAGUCCCUGCAGGAGAAGGCCCAGGUCGCUUUAACGGAGUAUGAGAGGUUGCAGUACCCCAACCAGCCUCAGCGCUUCGGCCGCUUACUACUGCGCCUCCCGGCUCUGCGGGCCGUGCCGGCCAACCUUAUCUCCCAGCUCUUCUUCAUGCGGCUGGUGGGCAAGACACCCAUCGAGACGCUGAUCAGAGACAUGCAGCUAUCAGGGAGCUCCAUCAGCUGGCCCUACGCACCGGGACAGUGAACCCAGCUAACUCCAGAGUGAGACGAGCCAAGAUCAGAUUGGGAGGAAUCAGAGCUCACAAAGAUUACAUACCAGUACAAAUUGAAUGUUAUGAAUACAAUCUCAGAAGUUUAAGGUCCUGUUUGUGAGCGUAGAGGUCAGCUUUCCCACAUUAGCUCUGUAAAGUUUGGUGGAAGUCACACCAAAGCUGCUUUCAGUGAAACAAAAAUGUGUAAUUGUCUUUAUAUGUAUGUUUGCAGCACUUGUCUGUUUUGCUCUGACCUCCAUCUGAUCUCUCUCUGUCUCAUUCUAGACACACACAAAAAAAAAUAGGGCUUUAAUUAAAUUGCAGACUCUAACAUGAGGCCAUGUGCCUGUACUACCUCCUCCCAUAUCACCCCUAAUGUGACUCAGUUUGAACCCAGGCUCUGUGUGUUUUUCCCUCUGCUUUGUUUUUUAAGUCAAAAUGAAGCCAUAGCAGUGUCACUUUUACAGACAGAGCUGGCCUACAGUGGCAGCUUCAGAGCUUUAUAUCGUCUCAAGAGUGGGGACAUGUUGUGUAGAUCAUAUCUAAGUUGUGUCGUGUUUGAUAUGUUAGAUAAAAUAUCAGACUUUGUUACCAAAUGUGUUUGCAAAGACUGCAAAGUAUCACCGUGUACAGCAUUAUAACAAAGAAGAGGCAUAGCCAUUGUAUUGAAUAUUGUACUAUAUGAAGUACUGUUUAUACAAGACAUAUUUUGUAUGUUAUAUACUUAAAGGAAUAGUUAAACAUUUUAGGAAAUACACUUGCACGCUUUCUUACAGGAUUAGAUGAGAUCUAUUCUCUGUACAUGUCUGUACAGUAAACAUGAAGCUAAAGCCAGAAGCUGGUUAGCUUAGCUUAGCAUAAGGACUGGAAACAUGGAGAAACAACUAUCCUGGCUCUAAAGCUCACUUAUUAAGCAAAAAAAACAACCUGUAAAACAACAAGUUGUUGCUUUUACACGUUGUUUUUUGCACAGAUUCAACAAAUUCAAUAUAAUUUGUCAAUAACUGAGAUUUAAAGUGCCGGUUGGUGGAUUUGUCACCUUUGGACAGAGACAGGCUAGCUGUUUGCCCCUGCUGUUGCUAGUCAUUAUGCUAAGCUAAGCUAAACAGCUGUUGGUUACAGCUCCAUAUUUACUGAGCUAUUCCUUUAAUAUAGUAUAUUAUAUAAUAAUGUUCUUGCAGUCGUAGUCGGCAGGAAGUGGAGGUGAAUGUACUUAAACACACCCUGGCUCCUCAGACAGUCACAUCCCUGUCUAACAUUAUUACCUCAUGUUUUAUACAUCAAAGACACAAGAUUGUUUAUCCAUGUGCUAAAAAAAUAAAUAUAAAGGGAUCAAUGUAUCAUAUAUAUAUCACAGAAACCAUAAACAGUAAUAAUAUUCCCCUGUCCACCAGACAAUGGCCAAAAUAUGUUUGAAAAUGUUUUGAAAUGUAACGCUUGCUGUCAGAGGAACGUGUGAGCUUUUCUGAAUAAUCUCUGCACUCUGAAGACCUCUGCUAUUGUAAAGGUAGAGGUGGUUCAUUUUGACAUAUCUGUGGCCCCCUUUGUGUGUUAAAGUGCGGCCGAAUAGACAGAGGUCAUUUCCAGAUAAUUAUCGUGCUUAUGCAAGGUACUCCAAGAGUUGUAAGUUGUUGUAAAGGUUAUGGUGUUUGUUGGUACUAAGAUAAAGGGUACUAAGAAAGUCACAUUCAUGAGUGUUAUUGCUAUUAGCUGCAGCUCAAUGUGACAAAUGUUUUUCUUGCCAAAUUAACUGACUGAAAGAAAAGACAAUGUGGGGAUAAACAUGUGUUUUUGGUAUGAGUUUUUGUAUUACCGUGUUAUUAUAUCAUAAAGAAAAGGCAACAAUGGCUGUGAUCCCUGAUGCUGUUAGGAAAAAAAACUUCAUCAACAGCUCAUCAUGCUGUCCUUGAAUCACUUUGUGUUGUUUGUUGGAAUAUAAACUAUAGUGAUUUUUUUUUCUGUGUAGCUUUAUGAUAAAAAGAAGCAUGUUUCUAUGAUCAUGCCAAAACCUAAAAAAUGCAAAAGAAGUUCAAAUGUCUGAGUGGUUAUUUUUGCAUCACUAGAAAUAAAAGUGUGCACAUUCCCUUCUG